This is a messenger RNA of Salvia hispanica, 1267 nucleotides long. Lineage: Eukaryota; Viridiplantae; Streptophyta; Magnoliopsida; Lamiales; Lamiaceae. The record is from RefSeq and is a predicted model, not a curated record.
AUGAGAAAUCCAUGCUCCCGGAGUACUACUGUCGAACCCUUGAUGAAGAAUGCAAAUCAGUUUGCAAGAACUGGAAAGAACUCGGAAAGAAGCAAUUCCAUCUUCGGUUAUUUCAUCCAAGGCUUGAAGGAUCACGGUAAAUACCCUUGGGACUUCAUCUCUGCCACUGCCACCGCCUUCUCCACCUCCAUCAAAUCAACAUGGCCUUCAUCCAAUGACAUUAAAAUCCUAGCCUCCUGCGAUCAAGGCAUUCUCAUCUGCAAGAGACGAAUUCCCUUCAACAACCAAUUCUUCGCAUGCAAGCCCGCCACCGCCCAGUGGCAAGCCCUCCCCAAUCCCAAGCUCCACUAUGAAACCGUCGCCAGCGCUGUGGUCGUCCUCCAAUCCCAACCCCUGCGCUACCUCAUCGCUCGAUUGUACUGUACAGUUGUGCAGACUCAUUGUGAGAUGUUUGAUUCUGAGAGUUGGAGAUGGGAGGAGAUGGACUGCGCCCCACUCUCUGUAGGUGACUUCAUCAAUAGCUAUCCUCCCAUCACCACCGCUGGCCGAUUUGUGCACUGGCUCACCUGGAGCAAUAAGGUGGUGACCUUGGACGUCAAGAAGAGGUGUUUUGAAUGUUGGGUGCUGCCAGAGAGAGUGAGAUCCAAGGAGAAGAGACUGGUGGAGCAUGAUGGAGGAUUAGGGUUAAUGUGUCAAGUUCAGGAUGCCGACGAGAUCGAGCUGUGGGCCAAUCAGAUGGUUGUACGUAUCAAAGCUGACAUGGAUAAUCCGACGAGGUUUUGCAACAACAACGUAAUUUUUAUGACUACUGUGGAUGCGGAUGGAGGCGCCUUUUAUUAUCUCUCGAAUUCUACUUUUACUAAAGUGAAACUGCCUUCACACCUUGGAUAUCCCUACAGAUUCUACCAACGGAUAUUUCCAUUCAAAUCCGAUAUCAACACCGUUCAUCUCAAACCUCUCUCCAUAUCAAAAAUUGUUAAACAAGACAGUGAAUCAAGUGUCUUAUCAAAUUAUUGAUUCACUGAAAUGCAUACAAGUGCAUAUAUAAGAUGCAUUAACGUUAUCUAAAUACCUAGUAUAUAUACAUAACGUUUAUUCUUCUCUAUAUUAUUCUUUUUCUUAGUUUACUUUUUCUCCACUUUAACUAUUUAUUAUUAUUUCUCCAAAAUAAUUGUAGAAAAUGAAACGCCUCUAUAACAUGGAACGAAGAGAGUAUUGCCUCAUUGGUUAAACACUCCUUUGUCACUUUUUUUUGUGAUGCUUUCAA